Molecule: messenger RNA, 608 nt
Organism: Hyaloscypha bicolor E
Lineage: Eukaryota; Fungi; Ascomycota; Leotiomycetes; Helotiales; Hyaloscyphaceae
Exons: 1
Coding region: 175-546 (123 amino acids)
Source: RefSeq, a predicted model, not a curated record
CUCGCCCCAAGGAAUGACUCUUGCUAACGAAACUAUACAGGAAUCAACCCGCGCUGCGAGUGGUAACAUGAAGCUGCCGCGCAGGAAGCAACACAACAAGAGCGUCAACACCAGUUGUUGCCGUCGCGAACCUCUCGUGGCGGCACGAACAGCUGAGGCAAAACAGCCCCUCACAUGAAGCGUUGCUUAUACCUCCGCCCUGAGUACUCCACUUCGCCCACCACCUACAAGUCAUCAGAAUCUUCACCACCUUUCCACCUUAAGUCAUCAAAAUUGCCCCGUUUCCCCCGACCGGCCUACUCUCAACAAUUCGAUCAAUAUAUAAUGUCAGCUCUUCAUCCAUUAUCUUGUUGCCUUCACCAAGUCGCCCUUCACCUCAUCACUCUUCACCUCCUCGGCCUUCCCUCCUUCACAACGCCGGUGCAGUUCCAUCAUCACAACUUCGCGGCGUCUCCUGAAGAACCAGCUCUUAACUCUUCGUCGCCUCGAUGCCACAACACCAAGACACUUCCUCACAGCAACUGCACGACGUCUCCUCUCAGAUAAUCAGCUGCUUGGCAGUCUUUAUCACAUACACGCCUCCCAACUGUAACACGCGUGUCAAUGCA